CACUAUUAACAAAAAGUGCAUCAAUUGUUUGCUAUUCUACGUGCUUUCUGAACCAAAAAUGAAUAUAAAUAAAUAAAAAGUGAAAAUAGUAAAGUUUUAAAGACGGCGAAGUAUUUACCAGCAUUGAGGGGUGUAGAAUGGAAACAGAUGAUUUGUCGCAUUUAACCGAAGAAUACAGACUGGAUAACACAGAUUUGGAUAGCAUAAUGACGAAUGAAAUUUUCCAACACAAUUUGUAUAUGGACGAUCAAGAAGUAGACGAAAAUGAGCCGGAUGAUGUUAUCAUUCUACAUAUGGACAUACGUGAGCCUUUGCGAACAUUGCAAAAGCUGGCUGAAAAGAAGAUUGGAAUGAAUUUGAAAGGUUACAAGUUCUUUCUGCAAGACACACAAGAGCUGGAACCUCAUAAAAAUCUUGUUGACCAAUGYGUGAAAGGUGAAGGAUUGGUGCAGAUAAAUGUACAAAUACAAACAGCAGAACAGCAUAUAAACAUAGUUGAUGUGCUAAAACCAACAGAGGCGGCCUUGGCUGCUUUAGCCGCUGAAGAAGCAAACAACAAAAACGCUGAUAACAAUGAAGAAACCGAAGAAAAACCUUGCCUCAACUGGGUCCUAGACAAUAAAUUUAAGAAGGAGCAAGUGCGUCUUAAAAUACCAGAAGACCCUAAUGAGUGGACAACGGUACAAGUAAAACACUGGUUUCAAUGGGCUGUAAGGCAAUUUGAGUUGACUGGCGUUAGCUUGAGUGAUUGGGCUAUGACGGGAAAAGAGCUUUGUUCACUAACACAUGAAGAAUUUCGACGAAAGUUACCCAAAGAUCCGGGUAAUGUGUUCUGGACACAUUUGCAAUUGCUUAAAGAAUGCAAAUUUGUCUCCGUUGUACACAAGGUGCCUGAAGAUCGUGGCACAACCGGUUCCACUGCUACGAAGCCAAUUACCACUGGUAUUGGUGCAGCAGCGCCGCCAAUAAAAGAAUUGAAAAUAAUGCGCAAAACAAGUGUAAGCGCUACAAAAACCUACUGUAAGAAAACACCGAUAGUACCAAUGGAUGGUUCGCCAACACACACCAUACUUAACAACAGCAACACUGGUGGUAAUAGUAGCAUCGGCAGUAAUUAUGGUGUCGGUUCCGGCAAUAAUGGACAAGUACAGCUGUGGCAAUUUCUGCUAGAAAUUUUAACCGAUCGUGAACAUCGCAACAUCAUCCAAUGGGUUGGSAGCGAUGGCGAAUUCAAACUCAUCGACCCGGAGUGCGUAGCGCGACUGUGGGGCAUUAAGAAGAAUAAACCGGCAAUGAAUUAUGAAAAGUUAUCGCGUGCCUUGCGCUAUUACUACGAUGGUGAUAUGAUAUCCAAAGUGUCGGGCAAACGUUUCGCUUAUAAGUUUGAUUGUGAUUUGAAGCUGUUGAUUGGCUAUGAUGCCGGCGAAUUGGCGCAAUUGGUCAGUGAGAAGACUUUUUUAGACGAGUCGGUGUUUUUGAAACAUGAAUCAUUGCAAGAUCACCUCAAACAAUUGACGGACGAUGGGUGACAUGG
Molecule: messenger RNA, 1534 nt
Organism: Bactrocera latifrons
Lineage: Eukaryota; Metazoa; Arthropoda; Insecta; Diptera; Tephritidae
Gene: Ets97D
Product: DNA-binding protein Ets97D
Exons: 7
Coding region: 138-1529 (463 amino acids)
Biological process (GO): cell differentiation; regulation of transcription by RNA polymerase II
Cellular component (GO): nucleus
Molecular function (GO): DNA-binding transcription factor activity, RNA polymerase II-specific; sequence-specific DNA binding
Source: RefSeq, a predicted model, not a curated record